ACACCAACAAACAAACGACACCGUUUCAAAAUCCCGGGAUUCACGAUUCACACAAACCGAAGCACAGCACAGCUUUCUCGGAAUCUCGGUUCUUCUCUCUGGUUAACGGCGCUGCGGCUCUGUAAUCUUCUGCUUUGCUCUUACCAUCUCUCUCUGGGGGUCUAAAUCACUCUCCAUUGCAAUGGCUUCUUCAUCAUCUUUUAGUAUGUCUGCUUUGCAUAGCACAUGCACUCCUAGGGUGCCAAAUUGCCCUAAAGAGUUCAUGGACAAUCAUUCAAGUUUGUACUUUAAACAACCUCUUCAUUCUAAAUUGAUGCCUUUAUCCACUGACCUAAAGCAUUCAAGGUUUUUCACUAAUGAGAAACCAUUACAAUGGGAACAAACUGCAAGACUUCCACAAAGGAAUAGAGUCUUAUCCCGUGCAUUGGACAUUGAAAAUACACCUUUUUCAGUGGGCAAUAAGUUCCAACUCGAUGAUGUUAUUGAAGCUCAACAAUUUGAUAGAGAGACUCUCGGUGCCAUAUUUGAAGUGGCACGUGAGAUGGAGAAGGUUGAGAAGAAAUCGCCUGGGAGCCAAAUUCUUAAGGGUUAUCUAAUGGCUACACUUUUCUAUGAGCCAUCUACUAGAACUAGGCUCUCUUUCGAGUCUGCCAUGAAAAGGUUGGGUGGGGAAGUUUUAACAACAGAAAAUGCACGGGAAUUCUCAUCAGCAGCAAAAGGAGAGACACUUGAAGAUACUAUAAGAACUGUUGAAGGAUACUCAGACAUAAUUGUAAUGAGGCACUUUGAAAGUGGUGCUGCCAGAAGAGCCGCAGUCACAGCUGAGAUUCCUAUCAUUAAUGCAGGGGAUGGUCCUGGACAGCAUCCAACCCAGGCUCUUUUGGAUGUAUAUACUAUUGAAAGAGAGAUAGGAAGACUGGAUAGAAUCAAAGUCGGGCUUGUUGGAGAUCUUGCAAAUGGAAGAACAGUCCGGUCACUUGCGUAUUUGCUUGCCAAGUAUCAAGAUGUGAAGAUCUACUUUGUUUCUCCUGAAGUGGUCAAAAUGAAGGAUGAUAUAAAAGACUAUCUCACAUCAAAGGGAGUUGAAUGGGAAGAAAGUGCUGACUUAAUGGAAGUAGCUUCAAAGUGUGAUGUGGUGUAUCAAACUCGCAUUCAGCGAGAAAGAUUUGGAGAAAGGGCCGAUCUCUAUGAAGAAGCUCGAGGCAAGUACAUUGUGGAUCGAGAUGUGUUAGGUGUGAUGCAGAAGCAUGCUGUAGUCAUGCAUCCCCUCCCAAGGCUUGACGAGAUAACUGUGGAUGUUGAUGAGGAUCAAAGGGCUGCCUAUUUCAGACAAGCAAAGAAUGGUCUCUAUAUUCGGAUGGCUUUGUUGAAGCUCCUACUUGUUGGUUGGUGAGAGGUGAGAGGAGUAGUUUUUUCCUUUUCCUUCAAUUUUUGACAUCUUAAUCACUCAACUUUAUUUAUGCUCGUUUCAUGGGAUAAGGAUACCUAAACUGCCAGAAUUGCUUGGCUUGAAGGAUGAUCGAGUUAUGAAUCAAUAAGAUUAUCUUUGUCUUUUCCCUUUC
Molecule: messenger RNA, 1562 nt
Organism: Vitis riparia (riverbank grape)
Lineage: Eukaryota; Viridiplantae; Streptophyta; Magnoliopsida; Vitales; Vitaceae
Product: aspartate carbamoyltransferase 2, chloroplastic
Exons: 6
Coding region: 182-1393 (403 amino acids)
Biological process (GO): 'de novo' pyrimidine nucleobase biosynthetic process; amino acid metabolic process
Molecular function (GO): amino acid binding; aspartate carbamoyltransferase activity
Source: RefSeq, a predicted model, not a curated record